Gongylonema pulchrum is the source of this 607-nucleotide messenger RNA. The record is from the annotation of a GenBank genome assembly. NCBI's taxonomy places the organism in Eukaryota, Metazoa, Nematoda, Chromadorea, Rhabditida, Gongylonematidae.
CCUGAUAAAAUGUCCAGAAGCAACCAUUGAAGCGGACUUUUUAUACGAAUUGUCAAGAACACUUACUGUACUUCCACCUGGUUAUCAGUCACGUUGCUUAACGAAUGAUUUGAAUCUGCUACGCAAUCGUAUACAGGCGCAAGUUGGGCUCCCCGAGCAGAGUACAACGUUCUCAUUCAGUACCAAGGAGGAAAUACCUGGAAUGACACAGGAUGCGGAAGCCAAGAAGAUGCGGAGUGUUGAGUACAACCCGCUUGGUCCGAGCAAAUCUACACCGAUCAGAUUGCUUUCUGGAAAAUCAAUUAUAGUGAAAGAUAAGCAGGAAGAAGAAAUUGUUGUAAAUGGCGAAGAGGGCGAAGAAGUUAUAAUCACUGGUGUAAAUGGCUGCGUUAUUCGUGUUCCUUUUAAAGCAUCCUCUGUGCAUGUCAAAUCGGCCAACUGUACAACGCUUAUCUUCGCCCCGGUCAAAACAUCAGUACUUGUUCGCGAUUGUGUGAGCUUAACAAUUGCAGUUGCCGCACAGCAAGUACGAAUUCAUAACAGUCAUCGCGUUCUGCUGUAUGUUGAAGUGCGUUGCAUUUUUUUAUGCGUUUUUGCAUUUAUGUAA